Molecule: messenger RNA, 6659 nt
Organism: Penaeus vannamei (Pacific white shrimp)
Lineage: Eukaryota; Metazoa; Arthropoda; Malacostraca; Decapoda; Penaeidae
Source: RefSeq, a predicted model, not a curated record
AGGUUGUCUCCCGCUGCAGCAUCUGGUACAAUACAUACCGAUGAACUGCCUGGGACAAUGAACAGAAACGCUCCACAAACAAUGAAAAAACUCAACAUUCUGGUACUGCCCCAAUCCCAGAAUUGGAAACAAGGUCGAGGUUAACGUUUUCGACCAAGAGUGAUGAAAACACGAGGCCAUGGAUCGAAGAAUAAUGAAAUACUCGUAGUGGUAUCCUGAAAUGAACUGAAAUAAAAACAUGGUAGAGGUAUAUAGGCCAAGCAGCUAGUUAUGUGGUCCAAUCCGUAGCAGGCAAUAUAGUACAAUGCCGUAGGUAGAUUUUUUUUCUUCCUUUAUUUUUUUAGAGACCAAGACUCGGAAAAAAAGUCAGUGAGAUUUCUCGCUGAGGUCAGGAUGGAUGACCUACGCGUGGACAGCAGCCCUCGUUUACUCAAUGGCAACGAAGGAGUAAAGGACAGUGAGAACAGUGAGGCCCACGAAACAGACAGCGGUAUCCAUAGCGGUGACGACGUGGUGGAUAAAGUGAGUGACGUGAGAAGGGGAGGGGACGAGGGGACGGGGAACAGGGACGAGUACCUGAAGAGAGGGGAGACGGUGGUCGAGGUGUAUGAUUUGGAGGAGCAGGACCUCGAUGGCAAGAGCUCAGGAAGAGGCACUGCGUGGGAAGGGCUCUCCCUCUCCUUCUCGGACGUGGAGGACUUGCAGAUAAUAAAUCUGGAUGAGAGGGGAGAGAGUGAUAAAGAGGAAGAAAAGUUCGGCAGGAAGAGGACCUCGAAUGGGGAAGAGCGGAAGCCCAGGAAGAGGGUCCACAAGCCCUUCCUGCGAGAAAACACGCAGAUCGAAAUCCUCGACACGUCCUCGAACGUCUCGAGUAGCUUCGCGAAACCCGAGGACCAGGGACCAAAGUUGCCAGAUAGCAUAGAGAUAGAAGACCUCAACAAAAACCAAGAGGAGAAGGAAGAAGUGGAUGAAGCCAGUGAAGCGGUGAAAACGAAUGACGUCAAAAAGGCGAACAAAGACGACCCGCAGGAGAAUAAAAGCACAAUCGUCGUAGAAGCUGACUCCGCCGCAAAGGCAGGCACAAACCCGAGUCCAGAGAUCCGGAUCCACGGGAAUCCGACCAUUAGUCUCUCCCAAGAACCCGAGCUGCCCGACGCUGAGAAGGAGUCGAACCCCUCGACCAUUUCCUCCGCGCCGACUCAAGAGCACGCCUCCCCAACAAAGAGGUUUGUUUCGAAAUCCUUCAGCGAUGGGACCAUCAUCACCGACCCUUCAAAACUGCGCUUGUUCCAGCCGCUGGAUACCCGAGUGUCCCGGAGAGGCAUCCCCUCGAGGAUCGACAUCCAGGAGGACAUCCCCGAAGAUCCCGAGGAUGAGAGUCAAAGGGAAGCAAGGAUGCGGAUGAAGAUGGAACGUCUGGACUCCAGGACCCAGCUGAAGGACACCCUUACCGUACCCGGCGAGCGUCGUGCCAGCAGGAGCCUGGAAGGUCGUGUCCGGAUUUCCCGCAGAGGAUCCUUGGCCAGGGAGGAGCGCGCGAUGUCCUCAAUGCCCUCGAGCCCUGAGGACGAGGAGGACACGCAGAGGGAGCCAAAGAUCCAGGGCAACCUCACACCAGGGAAGGAGAAGCCAGGAGGUGAUAUGGACAGUCUCCAAGUCAUCACGACGCCGCUGUCCGGACGCCAUUCGCUCGGGGACCAUCGAGUGGUCGACCGAACGAGUUCAACGCGAGAGGCUGAUCCCAGUGGCUUAAUUUUCAAGCGUGGACACGUGUAUCAUGGCGUUUACUUCCCAACUCUUACCAACAGCUUCCGGGACCAGCAGCUCGAGGUUGCCUACCAGCGCUACUCGCACCGCCAGCGCCAGAAGUCGCUCAUCAUGGUCAAUGGCGUUGAUCUCGUGCUUAAAGUGGUUCUUCUCAUUAUUUUCCUCGUGAACAGCACGGGGAAAACCAACGACCAUGUGGUGGCCAUUACCUACUCCGUGAGCUGGAUGGUCGUGAACUUGAUCCUGUGCGUCCUGUCUUGGUGGAGAUGCUUCGCCAACAACUACCUCCACUGGGGUGCUCUCUGUACCUGGCUUGUUCUCAACAUUCAAGGCUGCAUAUCCCAAGUGCUGAGCAACGAGACAGAAAACUACAUGUGGUAUUUGCUGUUUAUCGUCUUCGUCACAUACUCUAUGUUGCCGCUGCCUCUCCGCUGGGGUAUGUUGGCUGGGUCCCUCACAGCCCUCAUUCACCUCAUAAUCACCUUCAUAAUCAUUGAAACAAACAACAGCAACUGCGUCAGCCAGUGCAUCAUGGCGAACCUCACGCUGUACUUCGCCAUCAACUUCGCCGGCAUGUACACCAAGUACCUCACGGACAGGACUCAGCGCAAGGCCUUUCUGGAGACGAGAAAGUCCAUGGAGAUGAGAUGCAGAACGCAGAGGGAGAACGAGAGGCAGGAGAAGUUGCUGUUGUCGGUGCUACCCCGGUUCGUGGCCCUUGAGAUGAUACGAGACAUCGCGAGGGAGGACGAGCGGGGCGAGUUUCAGCCGUCGCAGUUCCACAAGAUCUACAUUCAUCGCUACGAGAAUGUUCCAUCUUUUCGCGACAUCAAAGGAUUCACAGCCCUCGCCAGCCAGUGCAGCGCCCAAGAGCUGGUUAGGGUUCUCAACGACCUCUUUGCCCGCUUCGAUCGCCUCGCUAGUGAAAACCACUGCCUCAGGAUCAAGCUUCUAGGAGACUGCUACUACUGCGUGUCGGGACUGCCGGAAGCGAGACCCGACCACGCGCAGUGCACCGUCGAGAUGGGGCUGCACAUGAUCAGGGCAAUCAAGGUGGUGAGGCAGAAGACGCAGGUGGACCUCAACAUGAGAAUCGGGAUCCACUCGGGAGCUGUCUUGUGUGGCGUCUUAGGCCUUCGGAAGUGGCAGUUCGACGUCUGGUCCUACGACGUCACCCUCGCCAACCAUAUGGAGUCUGGUGGGAUCCCUGGGCGAGUGCACGUGUCCAAAGCCACCGUAGAAUGUCUGAAUGGUGUUUACGAGGUGGAACCCGGACAUGGGUGGACUCGGGACCAAUACUUGAAGGACCAUGGCGUCGAGACCUUCCUGAUCAAACGCGAGGAACCCUUGAGGCCGAGACGUCGAGGUCCUCGCUUCUCGCGCUCGAGGCUCUGGUCCGAGGACGAGCGGAACACCUCGGCCUCGCAGAGCUUACGGGAAGCGAGGAUCGGUUCGAACGCCACCACCGUCUCCAACUCGCAGCUCCAGCGCCUGCCGACUGUCCCAACGACGCCGACAACACCCUCAGAUGACAAGGACGACGAUUCGGUUAACAGCAGUCCGGCAACACCCGACCACACCGACGCGAAUCACAACGGCAACCACAUCGGCGAGUCCGCGAUGAGCCACUCGUCGUCCUCAUCAAGCACUUCCAGCUCCACCACGACGCCGACGGAGAGUGCCGACGACAAGGAGAAAGCUUCCGACGGCGAUGCAAGCGACUCCAACUCUCCGACGCCAUCCCCGACGCCUCUGGAAGAUGAGAACACGACGGACUGGACACCCGAGAUUCCCUUUGGAAACCUGAAAUACUAUGCGGGCGUGUGGAGUAGUGCAGCCCAUUACUCUCUGGCGCUCCGUAAGCAAAAAAAAUUCUCGUCUCAGACCUCGCUCGAGAUGGACUGGGAGGACGAGGCAUUCCUCGAGGAGGAGUUCCCAGAGGGCCUGGAGGACGAGGACGAGGAGGCCGAGGUCACGCAGUUCACUAACCCGACGAGCACCUUCACUCAGGAGGUGGACAACCUCAUGGACAACAGCAUCGAGAUCGAAUCGAACAAGAGGAUGCGAGCCGAGCACAUGAACCCCUUCACCCUGACCUUCAAGGACCCCGAGAUGGAGGAAAUGUACCACCAGGUGCGCGCCGACCUCCUCAAGAGCAACGUCGUCUGCACCUGCGUGAUCUGGGUCCUCAUCGCCGUCUGCCAAGCCAUCGUUGUGCCGGAGAAUUCGAGGUCCGCUCUCGUGCUGCCCUUCCUCGUGGCGUCCACCCUCCUGGCGGCGGGUCUCCUGCUGGUCAUGUCGGAGGAGUUCCCUCGUCUCCCGAAGACCCUCCGGAGGCUGUCCACCCGCCUCGCCCGCGCCACCCUCGGCAGGAAGGUGUUCGUGUGCGCCCUCAUCGCUAUCAUCGCCGUGCCAUCCAUGCUAACGCUGAUUCUAGUGUGUGACGACUUGAACUGCUGUACUAGCUGCCAUGUAGACAAUCAGACCUAUGGCAUUCCGCUGAGCUUAAUGCACGUGGCAAAUCCGACGAAUAUCGAAAUCUCGCCUCCCCCGGGCCAGGGAGACACGGUGGUGAAAGACAGCGCUGACAAGGCUCCUCUGUCGCUGCUGCUCUCCCACGCCCCGAGACACGUCGUCCAGGAAUCGAGUUACACGGAGGACGCGGGGAAUCACUAUCACGCGGGUAAUAAGUUGGGUCAUGAGCUCUUCCUGCAGCCACAAGAGGGCGGCGUCGUUCCAAGGGGAAGGUCGGGGAGGGAGAGCCUGAGGGAGAGGCGCUCGGUGAAUCACGGAGCAGGGCACCGCGAGGCCGAGAGUUGGGCGUACCAACCUCACGCAGACAGCGGUGAUGUGUUUCCUUCCUUAAGUGUGGCGUCCGGGACUAGAACUAGUAGUGACGAGAGCUUCGCUGUGCUCCAGAGGUACCGCAGUUUAACCUUGCAAAAGAGCGCGUCGGAACAAGCGUCCGGCGUGCAAACCGACGGCCCGAAGCGAAUCCGUCGGCGGGGGAGCAAGCUGCUGGUCGGCGGCAGCGAGCACGACAACAACAGCUUCUCCGGCGCCUCAGCUGCCGGCUUCCAGACGGACAUGCCAAAGACGACGAGGAAAACCCCUUACCCGGACGUGGAGGAAACCUCAUCCACCGCUCAGCCGGACGCGUUGGAGGAAUGCUGUCGUACUAUGUACCCGCAAUACUUCGUCUACACGUGGGUGCUGUGCAUGGUGGCGCUGGCUUCUUUCCUCAAGCUCAACUACCUGGUGAAGACGAUCGUGCUGGUCUUCAUGGUCACUUGCUAUGGCGUCCUUAUCCUGAAAUUCCGGAGCCUCUUCUACAUGCACGAUGGCGAGCCCGACCCGAGCCACAGUGUCGUCACGCCCUCGAGUGUGAUCAGCCUCCCGGCGAGGAUGGGCGUGCUCCUGGUGCUUUUCUUCUUCAUGGUGACGUACCACGGGCGUCUGGUGGAGAUCACGUCCCGCCUCGACUUCGUGUGGAAGCAGCAGGCGGUGAGGGAGCUCGCGGACAUGGGCGAGUGCCGGCAGUACAACAACCAGCUCCUCAAGAAUAUCCUUCCCGAUCACGUGGCUUCCUAUUUCUUGUCUGAGGAUAGGAAGGGAGAGGAGCUAUUUUCCAAAGCCUACGACAACGUGGGAGUUCUCUUCGCCUCGAUCCCAAAUUUCACGCAAUUCUACUCCGAGGACGUCAACCGAGGAAUGGAGUGCAUCAGACUGCUCAACGAAAUCAUUGCUGACUUCGAUGAGCUGCUGGACGAAGACAGGUUUUCCUGCAUCGAGAAGAUUAAGACGAUUGGAAGCACGUACAUGGCAACCUCUGGUCUCAACCCCACGGCUAAGGACGCCGAGGACUGCCACGCCCACCUCUGCGCCCUCGUCGACUUCGCCCUGGAGAUGAAAGCCCGCCUGGAGGACGUCAACAAACACUCCUUCAAUAACUUCAAGCUGAGAGUAGGUAUCAGCCACGGCCCUCUCGUCGGGGGCGUGAUCGGGGCCAAGAAGCCGGUUUUCGACGUCUGGGGCAACACGGUCAAUGAGGCUUCGAGGAUGGACUCCACGGGCGCCAACGACACCAUCCAGAUCCCGAAGGAGACGGCGCAGAUCCUGAACUUCCGCGGCUUCCGACUGCAGUGCCGCGGGAAGAUCGCCGUGAAGGGCAAGGGCGAGAUGGACACCUACUUCGUGCUCGGAAGGAAGGCCUCCGCGCGCGCCAACUUCACCCGGCACCCUUCGACCUACAAUUCCCUGGCGGCGGUCGUGUACGGCAUGGUGCAGGCGCGCAAGAAACAGACGAUCAAAAGAAGCAACACCACGGUGCGACGGGACCGGCAGCGGAAGGUCUCGCCGUCCGAAGGCAACGCCUCCUGCUCGGGCGUGGGCGGCGGGGGCGGCGUCCGCGACAUCACGCCCGGCCUCACGCGACGGGCCACGCGGCUGGAGCGGACCGUGACCUCGCACCACAACCUCCGCAGCCUGGCCAAGGACGACCACCGGCCCGAAGCGUCAGCCAAGAGCCAAGAGGAAGGCGUGUGAGGACUCUCACCGCCCGAGAGGUCAAGGGACAUCCCAUUGGAGGUCAUCCAAGGUCUUAAACUCGAAUUUGACCUUAAGAUGACCCGUUACGUCUAUGUCAUUCUCUGUGGACAGCUGAAACAAUUCUGAAAUUAUCCGUUGUCACUAGAGUAUGUCCUAAAAUGGUAAAAGCCAUACGCACCAAGCAGUGUACAGAAAUCCCUGUAGUCUGCCUGAGUGCGCUUCAGGACACAGCUGAGAAUAACGUGACAGAGAGACUUUACGAAUGCCACCACGGCAAAGCUCCGGUGUGCACGGAAAUCAUAAUAAUAUAGGCUAUAGUGCAGCUGUGGCUGAGACGGUGCAGC